Molecule: messenger RNA, 1278 nt
Organism: Pterocles gutturalis (yellow-throated sandgrouse)
Lineage: Eukaryota; Metazoa; Chordata; Aves; Pterocliformes; Pteroclidae
Gene: ETV4
Product: ets variant 4
Exons: 10
Biological process (GO): regulation of transcription by RNA polymerase II; cell differentiation
Cellular component (GO): nucleus
Molecular function (GO): DNA-binding transcription factor activity, RNA polymerase II-specific; sequence-specific DNA binding
Source: RefSeq, a predicted model, not a curated record
CAUGCAGACCUCUUCCAGGACUUGAGCCAGUUCCAGGAGACUUGGCUGACAGAAGCUCAGGUUCCAGACAGCGAUGAGCAAUUCGUGCCUGACUUUCACUCAGAAAACUUAGCUUUUCACAGUCCUCCUGCUAAGAUUAAAAAGGAGCCACAGAGUCCCUCCUCGGACCCCACGCUGUCCUGCAACCACAAGCAGCCAUUCCCGUACCGCAAUGGGGAGCAGUGCCUUUACGCCAGUGCCUAUGAUCAACCCGGACAAGCUGGAAUCAUGUCCCCCAACGCAGGAACCCCGACACAGCCACCACUCCAACAGCUCCCCAGACAGGACAGGAGCCACCUGACCCCUGCGGGGCCACCGCACCCCACACCCGGCUGUGGAUACCUCAACUCUUCUAGCGCUGCGUACCAGCCGCCUGGGGAGAUGUGCCGUUCCUUCCCCUCCUCCCAGGGCAUGGCCCCAGAAGACCGCAUUGCCCCCCAGCAUCAGAUGUCUGAGCCCUGCCUCCAGUACCCUCACCAGGGCUUCAAACAGGAGUACCAUGACCGGCAGUACGAGCAAGCCAGCCGGGCAGGCAGCAGCCGUCAGUACGCAGCGGCUGUGGUGGUCAAGCAGGAGCAGGUGGACUACGUGUACGACCCAGAUGUUCCUGGCUGUCCUUCCAUGUACAUAAAUGUUGAGAGUUAUCCAAGCCAUUCAAACACAGAAGAUACACUAGGCUGCAGCUAUGACAAGCAGAUGAGGCCCUUUACAGAUGAUGUCUGUGUUGUUCCAGAAAAAUUUGAAGGUUGGAGAAAGAAUGAAGCCGGAGGGUACCGGGAAGGACCUCCAUACCAGAGACGGGGAUCUCUCCAGCUCUGGCAAUUUCUUGUGGCUUUACUGGACGAUCCAACCAACUCCCACUUCAUUGCCUGGACUGGUAGAGGGAUGGAGUUCAAGCUCAUUGAGCCAGAAGAGGUAGCCAGGCUGUGGGGUAUCCAAAAGAACCGUCCAGCCAUGAACUACGACAAGCUGAGCCGAUCCCUUCGCUACUAUUAUGAGAAAGGCAUCAUGCAGAAGGUGGCUGGAGAGCGCUAUGUGUACAAGUUUGUGUGUGAGCCUGAAGCCUUGUUCUCUCUGGCCUUCCCCGACAACCAGCGGCCGGCGCUGAAGGCAGAAUUUGACCGGCAGAUCAGUGAAGAGGACACAGUGCCUCUGUCUCACCUGGAUGAGAAUGUUACUUACGUGCCGGACCUUGGGAGCCUCCCUCCACAGCUGUACAGCAAGGGCUACACCUACUAG